CUUAGAAGACUAAUCAAUUGUUUCUGCUCGGAUCUGGUGUCAGAGUACUACUCAUCUUAAUUAAGAACAAAAUUCGUCAAAAAUCCUGACAAGGAAUUUUCAACAUCCAACACAUCUCACGAUGCCGGAAACACGAAACACAACUUCGACAUACCACCUCUACAACCGUGCAGGGUCGUCAUGUGCGCGCCGAGUCCGCAUCGCCCUAUGUUUAAAACGCGUACCCAACGUCCGUACCCAUGACGUAGACAAGUACUCAAGGACCACCAUCGGAACAAAAGAGUAUCUCGCCAUAAACCCCAGCGGCGCGGUACCCGCCCUGAUCCAAGAAACAACAUCGUCAGGACAUUUCACCAAAUCACGCUUCGUAAUCACGCAGUCCACAGCCAUAUUGGAGUAUUUGGAUGAAACAUUCCCGUCAGUUUGUCCCUUGUUGCCGCCCGUGUCUAAACCGGAGGUGAGAGCAAGGGUGAGAGAGUUGGUAGCGAUAGUGACGCAAGAUAUGUUUCCUUUUGCGAAUCGGAGAAAUGGAUUGAGAUUGCGAGAGGUUGCUGGCGCGGCGGAAGAUGGGCAGCGAGAAUUCAUACAGAGAGCUCUGAACGAGGGUUUCGAUGCUUAUGAGACGAUGGUGGGGAAGUACGGGGGGAGGUAUAGUGUGGGUGAUGCGGUAAGCAUGGCAGAUGUGUGCCUUUUGCCUCAGGUGUUGCAGGCGCAGCUGUGGGGCAUAUAUGUGUUGGGAUGUGAUAGAUGGCCGUUGAUCAAGAAUGUCAUAGGACAACUGGGUAGAAUUGAGGCGUUUGCAAGGGAGAUGGAUGAUAUUGCUGUAGAUGAUGCGACAGUCGUAAAACCACUGCCUUGAAGUAGCGCUCGCAGGUAAUGAGUAGCGGAU
This is a messenger RNA of Alternaria alternata, 889 nucleotides long. RefSeq names its product glutathione S-transferase. Gene Ontology annotation, molecular function: glutathione transferase activity; maleylacetoacetate isomerase activity. Gene Ontology annotation, biological process: glutathione metabolic process; L-phenylalanine catabolic process. The record is from RefSeq and is a predicted model, not a curated record. NCBI's taxonomy places the organism in Eukaryota, Fungi, Ascomycota, Dothideomycetes, Pleosporales, Pleosporaceae. The transcript has a single exon. Bases 122 to 859 code for a protein of 245 amino acids. Gene Ontology annotation, cellular component: mitochondrion.